GUUUCUCAACCCUUAUACACAAGUACAUAUUGUUUGUAAGCUGUAGCUACUUUGAUGACACUGUCUAAGAAUCUUGCUGAAAUUAUGGACACUUGCAUUAAUUAGGUGUAAAGCUGUUAAGUUAUCAUUAACACAUCACCCGUCAAACUUCAUAUAAAGGUGUUAUUGAAGAUCAAGGUUUCCAUUAAAUUGGAGGCCAUGACACCACUACACGACACUUAAAAAUUAAAAUAACGAAUAUGCUCCUCAUUGAAAUUGUGAAGUUCUUGACACUGGUUGCAAUGUGUGAAGCGAUGACAAUGAAACAAAUCAGAAACACUGGAAAAAUGAUGAGGAAGUCAUGUCAACCAAAGAAUAAUGUUGCCGAUGAACAAAUCGACCCUAUCGCCGAAGGUGUAUUUAACGAAGACAAAGAAGUUAAAUGCUACAUGGCUUGCAUCAUGAAAAUGGCUAACACGAUAAAAAACGGAAAAUUAAAUUACGAAGCAGCUAUAAAGCAAGCUGAUUUAUUACUACCCGAUGAUAUAAAAGAGCCUGCUAAGGAGGCCAUCACAGCUUGCAGAAAAGUUGCGGAUGCCUACAAGGAUAUUUGCGACGCCUCAUUUCAUAUUACCAAAUGUAUCUACACUCAGAAUCCUGGAAUAUUUUACUUCCCUUGAAGAAUUAACAGCUAUUUUAAGAUUUGUUAUUUAAUUAAAAGUAAAGAAUGAA
Molecule: messenger RNA, 711 nt
Organism: Helicoverpa zea (corn earworm)
Lineage: Eukaryota; Metazoa; Arthropoda; Insecta; Lepidoptera; Noctuidae
Product: general odorant-binding protein 72-like
Exons: 5
Coding region: 240-659 (139 amino acids)
Biological process (GO): sensory perception of smell; olfactory behavior
Cellular component (GO): extracellular region
Molecular function (GO): odorant binding; dibutyl phthalate binding
Source: RefSeq, a predicted model, not a curated record